Protobothrops mucrosquamatus (brown spotted pit viper) is the source of this 4497-nucleotide messenger RNA. Its product is annotated as EF-hand calcium-binding domain-containing protein 6. The transcript is spliced from 32 exons. The record is from RefSeq and is a predicted model, not a curated record. Gene Ontology annotation, cellular component: nucleoplasm. Gene Ontology annotation, molecular function: calcium ion binding. Lineage: Eukaryota; Metazoa; Chordata; Lepidosauria; Squamata; Viperidae. The coding region runs from base 1 to 4497 and encodes 1498 amino acids.
AUGUCCAGAGUGGUGAAUGCAUGUGAUUACAAGACGUUAUGCCCUCAGUCCCACGGGAUUGUCUUCAAUGCCAGAGUCCAGUCCAACUCAUCAGGGCGAUCUUCCACACGGAGCAGCACCAGCAGCAAGAGCAGCAGUGAAAGCUCUACCCAAUCUGACUCAACUGUUUCUGUCAACUCUGUACCUGAUUCCACACUGUCGUCCGAUGUUAUUGAGCAGAUUUUGCUUCAGAAAAUAAUUGCAAAAGAAGAUGAAAUCAAAAAAGCAUUUCAGAUUAUUGAUAUUGAUCAGACACUGAAGAUCACUAAGGGUGAAUUUAGAAGAGUGAUUGAAACAUUUAUUUUACCUCUGACAGAUGAGCAGUUUAAUGUGGUGCUAGCAAAGGUUCCAGGAAUUACCAGAGUUACAGUUCCAUAUCUUGAGUUCUUGUCAAUGUUCUUGAGGCCCACCAGUAGUCUCAGUGCAAAGUGGAAUAAUCUCCGAGAAAGCCGAACCAGGACCUUAAGCCAGAUGGAGUGUCUAUUACGAGAGAAGAUUUCUAAAAAGAUCAAGCACUUCAUCAAAACGUGCAGACUUUUUGACUAUAAUCAAAAUGGACAGAUCCAACGGCAUGAACUAAGAAGGAUUCUUGAAAUCAACUGCUUCAAGAUGACGGAUUGCGAGUAUGAUAAAUUAUGGAAUCGAUACUGUAUUUCAAGAACAAACACACUGAAUUAUAAAGAAUUUUUGCAAUAUCUUGGCAUCAGUUUGGACAAGAAAAAGAAAAAGCGAGCUGAAAAGGUGAUAGAUUCAGUUCUUUCACAGAAUGAAUCCCCAGAAAGGAAGAGUAGUGAAUCAAGGAUAUCUUUACCUGCCACAACUGGAUACAACUUGACCAAGAUCCAUCUAGAUAACACCGCGAAGAAUUUUAGAGAAAAGUUGCGUUCAGCCUAUGAGGAUGUUGUAAAGGCCUUCAGAGCAUACGAUGUUGGUCGAAGUGGAUUUGUUUCUUUGGAAUAUUUAAGAUCAGUUCUUAGCACAUUUAUAUUUCCAAUACAGCAAGAUGUCUUCCAAGAAUUAAUGAAUAGAUUUGGAAUAAAACUAUCCAAAAGUAUGGCUUGGGAGAAGUUUCUAAGUAAAUUCCAAGAUCCUUUGCUGUUUGAUAGCAGCCAAGCAACUUCUAAAAGAAAACAUCACAGAAGCAGAAAAUUGGAUGAAGCCUUGUCAACUGAUCGAAUUCUCUUAAAGCUGCAUGGACAUAUCCAAGACGCUUAUUCUUCUCUGAAGAAGGCUUUUUUGAUGCUUGACAGAAAUCAAGAUGGGAAAAUUACAAGAAAUGAGCUUCGGCGCAUUUUAGAUUGCAUCAUGUUUCAAAUAAGUGAUGACGAUUUCCAAGAGCUAAUCAAGAUAAUUGAUCCAGAACAUACUGGACAUCUAAGCUACAAUGAAUUUUUAAACCUCUUUGAAAAAGAUUCCGUAACAGAUUCAAAGUGGGCUAAUAGUUCAAAGAAGGCUAAAAAGCCAACUUCUGUCCUUGAAGCUUGGAAUAUUGCAGAAGAUGUUCUAACUGAGCAAGUGAAAGGAUAUUGGAAUGAAUUUAACAAAGCUUUGCAAGCGUGUGAUCCUCGAAAAGAGGGCAUUAUUAGCAGAAAUAAUUUCCGAAAGAUUCUUCAACUCUAUUGCCCCUCAUUAACAGAUGACCAUUUUAUUGCGCUGUACCAGAAAUACCAGGAUGAUACUACAGAAGGGGUUCUCUACAAGAUGCUCUUGCACAGUUUAGGAGUGGCGGAUUUGCCAAAAGAAUUAACUGCUGUCACCAGCACCUCUUCACUACGAGAGAAUCAGCAGGCAGAGGAAAAAAAGCCAAUGGAUUUUCCAGAGAGAAUGAAGCAAAUUGAAGACCACAUCUACAAACAAGCCAGGAAUAGAACUGUUGAUGAAGUCCUCGAAAGGCUGAGGGAUGGCAUUCUGCAUCAGGAAACGGGCAUGAGGGAUGCCUUCCUUACUUAUAACAAGCAAGCUAGCGGGAAGUUGAGUAAAACUGAUUUCCGCAAGUUACUGGAGGAUAUUCAGAUGCCAAUGAGUGAUGAUCAAUUUAACCUAUUAAUUGAAAAAAUAGGAUUCCCAGCUGGAGGCUUGAGUUAUCUUGAUUUUGUAGCAAUAUUUGAAGAUUCCAGAUUGGGUGGAGCCUGUUCAAAUCGCCGAGUCAAUGCUAGCAAAAGUCAUUUCCUGUCUGCUGAAGAAUGUCUCAGCCAGUAUAGUGACAAGCUUGCGGAAGAAUAUGGGGAUGCAUAUAUUGCCUUCCGUAAAAUAGAUAGGAACAAUGAUGGUGUAAUCACAAUGCUUGAUUUCCGACGCCUGCUGGACAGUCUCAUGAUCAGCAUGACAGAUGAGGAAUACGUGCGUCUUCUUGGUAUCUUGGGAAUGAAUGAGACCUCCACUCUGAAUUAUCCGGAAUUCCUUCAGUUGUUCCAAACUCAUGCAACUAAAGAGAUGCGUCCUUGGUUGACCACAACUUACAAACCCAGGAGGCUGGUAGCAGAUGCAGAACUUGCCUGUGAACAAGCACACUGCUAUCUUACUAUCAAAGCACAGAACAGAUGGGGUGACCUGGCUAUGCACUUCCAUGAAUAUGAUGCUGAUGGAAAUGCCAUAAUUACAAAAAAAGAUUUGAAGGACGUUCUCUAUAGAUGUGGUAUCCCCAUAAACCCCAAAGAAUUUGAAAAACUUUGGACAAGGUAUGAUCUGAAUGCAAAAGGCUACCUUACUCAUCAAGAAUUCCUACAAAAAAUGGGGGUGGAGAAUAUACCUCCUGACAGUGGCUUGAAUAAGCAGUUUUCAGCUGAUAACUAUCCACACUUUAUGGACCCUUACAAAAGAGAGGAAAAGAAACACAUUGACAUCAAUGAAAUCAUAAAUAAGAUCAGAGAGAAGUAUCAUGAGUUCUCCCAAGACUUCCACAAGGCCUUCUUGCAACAGGAUAAACAUAAAGAAGGCUGCAUAUCGGUGGAUAACCUACGUAAGAUACUGGAAGACUUUCAGUGUUGCCUUGGCUAUGAACAGUACAGUGAACUUCUGUACAGUUUAGGAAUUCAUAUAGCGGAGAACAAGCUCUCGUAUUUUGAUUUUCUGAGAGUUAUUGAUGACCGCGCAGCAUUCAAAUACAAGAAAAGGCAUACUGUGCCCCCUGUACCGCCAAUCAGCUUUGUGCAACUCAGCAUAGAUGAAGCCAUGGCUAAAAUAAAAAAAAUGGUUACGGAUUCUUCUGAUUUGCUGUACAAGGCCUUCUCUGCUUUCGAUAAGGACCGCACUGGGACAAUUUCAACCCUUGAUUUCCGGCAGGUGCUGCACCAUUUCUGUUUCACACUUUCAGAGAAGCAGUUUAACCAUCUUCUGAAACUGCAGCGGCUUCGUGGCGAACACUCCAUUGACUGGAAAUAUUUCCUGCAAAAAUUCAACCUCCUCUCAGAGGCAGAAAGAGAGCAGACUCGAUUUGCUUGCCGGGAGCUAUCCAAUCAAGAGGUUUUGGCCCGCAUACAGGAGGUAGUGAGUGCCCGCUUUCAAGCCAUUGAGCAGGAGUUUAAAAACGCAGAUAGCACAAGAACAAAUCUGGUAUCUAAAGAGGUGUUCAGAGAUAUCUGCAAUCGACGGUUCUUGCUGCUAACUGAUGAACAGUUCGAAAAUCUCUGGAACACAGUACCCCUUGACCUGAGUGGGAAAUUGAAAUAUCCUGGAUUUUUGAGGAAUUUCAGCUCUGAAGGAGGAGGAAUGUCUGAUAUGACCAAUGUAGAGAAUCCCAGCAAACCAGUCUUGGCUGCUGAACCUGAAUCACGGGUUCCUUUACGACCCAAAACCGCAACUCAUCCUCAAUCCCCAAAGAGGGUCCCAACUGCCGGCAGGCCUUACACAGCAGGUGUUCCCACUCCACCUAUUCUGAAUUGCCAGCCAAUUGAAAGUAAAAUUCGGAAAAAUGUUCAGCACUGUUGGAAAGAAAUCCUGAAAGAAUGUCGAGAGAAGGAUGUGGAGCGCUCAGGAGAAAUCUCCGUAGAAGAUAUUUUAGGUAUAAUAGAGAAAUUUCAUUUGAAUUUAACCAAAGAAGAAAUUCAGCAGCUCAUAACAAAAUAUGAUUUUAAGAGUGUAGGCAAGUUUGCAUACUGUGACUUCCUUCAAAGCUGUGUGCUGCUGUUUAAACAACAAGAAGUAUCUCCUCUGCAGAGACUUCUGAUCCAAAACUCACGGGUCCAGAACAUCCCUGGACCACAGUCCCCCACCUUUCUCAAUGCAAUGAUGAGGAUACAACCCCAGAUCCUGCACUGCUGGCGGCCAAUGAGGCGGACAUUUAAGUUCUAUGAUGAAAGUGGGACUGGCCUUCUCAGCAUCCAAGAUUUCCGACAGGUGCUACGAAAAUAUGGAAUCAAUCUCUCUGAAGAGGAGUUUUUUCACAUCUUGGAAUAUUAUGACAAAAACCUAACUUCCAAAAUCUCCUACAAUGAAUUCCUCAGAGCAUUCCUGCAAUAA